Cordyceps militaris CM01 is the source of this 423-nucleotide messenger RNA. RefSeq names its product profilin. The record is from RefSeq and is a predicted model, not a curated record. The transcript has 3 exons. Gene Ontology annotation, cellular component: cell cortex. NCBI's taxonomy places the organism in Eukaryota, Fungi, Ascomycota, Sordariomycetes, Hypocreales, Cordycipitaceae. The coding region runs from base 1 to 423 and encodes 140 amino acids. Gene Ontology annotation, molecular function: actin monomer binding.
AUGGGGGAACAAUGUAGCCUCGUCGGGACUGGUCACAUCGACAAGGGCGCCAUUCUCAGUGCCGCUGGCGACAGCGUCUGGGCUGCCUCGGCCGAUCUUCAGGUAAAGGCGACAACCCCAAGAGGCGGAGAAGCCGAGCACCUCAAGCCCGAGGAAAUGAAGGCCAUUUCCGCCAUUGUCGGCGGUGACAGCGCCGCCAAGGAUAAGGCCUUUGCCGAGGGUCUCUUUAUCGGCGGUGUCCGAUACGUCAUGGCCAGAGCCGAAGACAGAAGCAUCUACGCGCGAUCCGGACGCGAUGGUGUCGCCGUUGCCAAGACGAAGCAGGCCAUUGUUGUCGGCCACCACGGCGAGGCCCAGAUUGCCGGCAACGCCAGCUCGACCGUCGAGGGCCUCGCCGACUACCUCAUCGGCCAGGGCUACUAA